UACAAACGUCAAAUGAGGAUUCAAAAUUUCUUCAGUUCAGAGUAUUUUGUAUAGGAGUAUCAAAUAGUGUUCUGUGAUUUUGAAGACGAUUUAAUAAUUUUGUGUUAUAAAAUAAUAAGUAGACUUCCAUUUAACUCUAGCGUGUAAUCGUAUACAUGGGUUUUCUGCAAAUAUAGGUUAAGUGAAGCAGUUUUAGUAAAUUAAAAUUAUGGAUGAACCAACGUUACGGUAUGAAAAAAUAGAUUUUCUUGGAGAAGGACAGUUUGCAACGGUAUACAAAGCUAGAGACGUGAAAACGGAUAAAAUAGUAGCUGUUAAGAAGAUAAAAAUUGGUUCACGUUUAGAGGCUCAAGAUGGUAUCAACAGGACAGCAUUGAGAGAAAUUAAAUUAUUACAAGAAUUGCAGCAUGUAAACCUUAUCGGACUAUUAGAUGUUUUUGGACAAAAAUCUAAUGUUUCUUUAGUUUUUGACUUUAUGGACACCGACUUGGAAAUAAUUGUUAAGGACAACAACAUUGUACUUACUCCUGCUAAUGUUAAGGCUUACAUGAUUAUGACUUUAAAAGGGUUAGAGUACUUACAUCUAAAUUGGAUAUUGCACAGAGACUUGAAACCAAAUAACUUGCUAAUAAACAGAGAAGGAAUAUUGAAAAUAGGAGAUUUUGGUCUUGCCAAAGCCUUUGGAUCUCCCACUAGAAUAAAUACACAUCAAGUUGUCACAAGAUGGUACAGAUCUCCAGAAUUAUUAUUUGGAGCCAGGCAGUAUGGAACAGGAGUGGACAUGUGGGCUAUUGGUUGUAUAUUGGCUGAACUACUUUUGCGAGUUCCCUUUCUGCCUGGAGAAUCCGAUUUGGAUCAGUUGUCCCGAAUUUUCCAAGUUUUUGGUACACCUACAGAGGAAACUUGGCCUGGUAUGAAGAGUUUGACAGAUUAUGUACAGUUCAAGCAGUUCCCGCCGCAGCAAUUGAGACAUAUAUUUAGCGCUGCCUCAGACGAUCUAAUCCAGCUUCUAGAAAGUCUUUUGUCUAUCUACCCCCCCAAGAGGUGUAACUGCGCACAAGCACUUCAAAUGCCCUAUUUUAGCAAUAAACCAGCACCAACUGUGGGUACAAAAUUACCAAUGCCUUCAAACAUAUCAAAAGUGGAGGCUGAGAAACCAUCACUCAAAAGAAAACUUUUGGAGAAUAUUGAUGGAGGUUCAUUAGCAAAGAGACUGCAGUUUUAAUAUACAACCAUAUAGGCCAGCAUACUGUCGUAAUCAGUACAAUGUUAGUGCAAUCAUGGACAGAACUAGCUUUGUAUGUGUAUGGUUAACAACCAAUAAGAAUUCCAAUGAGGGUGGCCUCUUACAGGUAAUAUAUCGAAACUAGUCAGCACAGUCUAUAUAUUACAUGCAAGUGCCCUUAAAUACUGCAGAUCACAGCUUUUUAAUCAUCCAAUAUGCAGCAUCUAUUAAAAACCUGUGGUCUGCACGACCUUAAAUGAAUUUUCAUUCAGUAUAAAUGUAUUAUCUUAUUGAUUAAAAUGCUUCGAACAGGUUGUAGCAUAAAGCAGGACUUAUAUUCAGAAACUUGUUUAAUUAAAAGUUAAAUUUAUAUUUAAGACAAUAUAACUUUGAUACAAAAGUA
Messenger RNA from Plodia interpunctella (Indianmeal moth), 1628 nucleotides. RefSeq names its product Cyclin-dependent kinase 7 (gene Cdk7). The transcript has 7 exons. Lineage: Eukaryota; Metazoa; Arthropoda; Insecta; Lepidoptera; Pyralidae. Gene Ontology annotation, molecular function: ATP binding; RNA polymerase II CTD heptapeptide repeat kinase activity; cyclin-dependent protein serine/threonine kinase activity. Bases 209 to 1225 code for a protein of 338 amino acids. The record is from RefSeq and is a predicted model, not a curated record. Gene Ontology annotation, biological process: positive regulation of transcription by RNA polymerase II; protein phosphorylation. Gene Ontology annotation, cellular component: transcription factor TFIIK complex; nucleus; cytoplasm.